AUGAGUACCAUGAUCUUACCUGGCGAUGAAUUCCAUUUGGAGAGCCGAGAAAACGUCUUACUAGGACCUGGAGCUUAUUGUGAUCCUAGGAAUCAAAAGGUACAGCCUGUCACUGCUGGUUUCGAGGUUGUCACUGAAACCAAGAAGAACGUGUCUGUCCAUGUUGAACAUAAUUCCAAGCGCUACAUACCUGCUGUGGGAGACCUGGUAGUAGGAUUGAUUACCGGUUCGUUUUCAGAUAGUUACAGGGUAUCUCUAUCAAACUUUUCGACGCCAGUGACGCUUUCUUACAUGGCUUUCCCCAAUGCCUCAAAGAAAAAUCGCCCUUCGCUCAAAGUAGGGGACUUAGUGUACGCCAGGGUUUGCAAAGCAGACAAAGAAUUAGAAGCAGAGGUUGAGUGUGUAGACUCUAGCACAGGCAAGGAUGCUGGAUUUGGACUGCUGGAGGGGGGCACGAUUGCGGAAGUUUCGUUAGCGUUCUGUAGAGAGUUGACAUUCAAUGGCGAUUAUCCUUUACUUUCGUUGCUCGCAAAAAAUGCUCAGUUCGAAGUGGCUAUUGGCAUUAAUGGCAAGGUAUGGUUUAAAUGUGACGACAUCAGACACACAAUGGCCUGCUACCGAUCUAUAACUGAAUGUGAGCAUCGAACUCAGUCAGAGCAUAAAUCGAUAAUCUCGAAGCAUUUCAAAACUCUGUUGAAUUCUGUACCUUAA
Messenger RNA from Lachancea nothofagi CBS 11611, 711 nucleotides. The record is from the annotation of a GenBank genome assembly. Lineage: Eukaryota; Fungi; Ascomycota; Saccharomycetes; Saccharomycetales; Saccharomycetaceae.